This is a messenger RNA of Penicillium oxalicum, 1359 nucleotides long. Its product is annotated as Oxalate decarboxylase OxdC. Lineage: Eukaryota; Fungi; Ascomycota; Eurotiomycetes; Eurotiales; Aspergillaceae. The record is from RefSeq and is a predicted model, not a curated record. The transcript has 4 exons. Bases 1 to 1359 code for a protein of 452 amino acids. Gene Ontology annotation, biological process: oxalate metabolic process.
AUGCAACUUCUCUCACGGCCAGUGAAAAGCGUGAUCAGCUUCGGCCUACUGUUAGGGGCCGCUGCGAUUCCCGCACCCGAUCAAGCAGUGCAGCAGUUGAUGCGGAUUCCACCCAGCAAUCAUCAAGAUGCAUUCGGCAAUUCCCCCUACACCCCCGAGCAUCGGGAUCCGUAUGACCACAAGGUUGACUCGGUUGGCGAGCAUCGCCAGCCAUUGCCGUUCCGGAAUGGCCAUGGAGCAACUGUUCAAGGUCCCCGAAACAAGGAUCGAGAGCGUCAGAAUCCUGACAUGGUACGACCGCCGAGCACUGAUCAUGGCAGCAUGUCGAACAUGCGGUGGAGCUUUGCCGAUUCGCAUAUGCGGAUUGAGGAGGGAGGCUGGACGCGUCAAACUACCAUUCGCGAAUUGCCCACGAGUCGGGAACUGGCGGGCGUCAAUAUGCGCCUGGACGAAGGAGUGAUUCGAGAGCUGCACUGGCAUACUGAAGCCGAGUGGGCGUACAUCCUUGCCGGUCGAGUUCGAGUCACGGCCUUGGAUCCUGACGGUGGCAGCUUCAUGGACGAUCUCGAAGCCGGGGAUCUUUGGUAUUUUCCAGCCGGACACCCGCACUCAUUACAGGGCCUCAGUCCCAACGGCACCGAGUUUUUGUUGAUUUUUGACGACGGUCAUUUCUCAGAGGAGUCAACAUUUUUGCUGACAGACUGGAUGGCGCAUACACCCAAAGCGGUACUCGCGGAGAACUUUCGAGUGAAGCCAAACACGUUCAAAUCAAUUCCUAGUGGCGAGAAGUAUAUCUUCAAAGGUUCGAUGCCCGACAGUAUCGAGGAGGAAAAGCCUCGGGGCUUCCGAAAGUCCAAGAUUCGCUUCACUCAUCACAUGGACGCACAGGAGCCAGUGCGUACUUCUGGGGGUCGUGUGCGGAUCACCGACUCGACCAACUUUCCCAUCUCCAAGACCGUGGCUGCAGCGCACUUGGAGAUCGAGCCCGGGGCGAUCCGUGAAAUGCACUGGCAUCCCAACGCGGACGAGUGGAGUUACUUCAAAAAGGGCCGAGCCAGAGUCACCAUCUUUGCUGCCGAAGGGACCGCCCGAACGUUCAAUUAUGUAGCCGGCGACGUGGGCAUCGUCCCUCGCAACAUGGGCCAUUUCAUCGAGAACUUGAGUGAUGACGAGCCGCUGGAGGUUCUGGAAUUGUUCCGCGCAGACAAGUUUCAGGAUUUCUCCUUAUUCCAGUGGCUGGGUGAAACACCGCGACGCAUGGUCGCUGACCAUCUCUUUGCCGGUGACCCGGAAGCUGCGGCGGCUUUUCUGAAACAGAUUGAAGGCGCUGAAAAGGAGCCUCUAAAGGGCACCACUUGA